Messenger RNA from Drosophila miranda, 2499 nucleotides. RefSeq lists its product as uncharacterized. NCBI's taxonomy places the organism in Eukaryota, Metazoa, Arthropoda, Insecta, Diptera, Drosophilidae. The record is from RefSeq and is a predicted model, not a curated record. The transcript has 4 exons. Bases 525 to 2099 code for a protein of 524 amino acids.
CAGCCGUCGUAGCGCUCGCUCAGCUGGCGCGGAGAUUAGUUUCCGAGUGUUCGGUGUGGUUCGGCGUUCGUUUCGUUUCGUUUUGUUUCGCGUUUCCUGAGUCAUUUUCGAAUUUCACUUUUAACUGUUUGUAGGCAAGCGCGCCAACUCGAACGUACCGUUACCGCUGCACGUUACGGUUAUUUAUCAUCAACCUAGCAUGACAAGGCUCAAUUAGGCCGCCUAACGCUUUCAUCCAACCACCAACCACCAAACACCAAGCACCAGCAGCGGUCUGGACUCAAAACUCAUUCAGACAUAAACCAAGAUCUAGAACUAGAGCUUCUUCCCGCCACGCAUCGCACCACUGACCUCCUGCGGGCGAGCCAAGGCCGGCAGCAGCUGGCGGUUGAGCAGGCUUACCAUCUCCAUCUCCCUUCCCAACGCCACAUUUCUCUGCAUUUCUCUGAGCUGAACCAUCUUCUAAUACCAUCUUCUGCCGAAACCGCAACCGCAACCGCAACCGAAACCGAAACACGAAUAAAAUGAAUUAUCAGAAGGCCAGUGAAAAGCAUUCGCCGUCCUCAUUGAAGCAGAGGCCGUCGGGCACCAGCGGCAGCAUACAAAACUUUUGGAACGAACGCAUUAUGGAGCGCUUUAUAAAGGCGAAUCUAUUCAUUAUAUGCUGCGUGGUGGCUGUUCUAUUGCUGAUUGUCUACCUGGGGGCCUUCUCGUGUGAGGUCUCGUGGAUACUGGAGGCCCACGGAGAGCUUCCCUUCGCCGCCUACACCCUGUGCACCCUCUACUUUGUGAUGUUCGUGGCGACCACGAUCCUGAUCCACGGUCUGGUCAGCGGUCUGUGCUGGCCCCUGUUCGCCUGGUCAGGCAUCAUUGGCCUUCUCUCCAUCCCGGAGCUGGUCUUUGUGAUGAUCAUGACCACGCAACACUGGGGCCUGCAGUCGGUGCACGGACUGACGGAGCUAACCUCGUACCUGAUCCGCCUGAUCAUUAACUGCUUGGCGUUGAUCUGCGUCAUCCCCACGGGGAUUCGGUGGCGCCGCGAGACGCAGGUGCUCAGCCAGCUGCAGGGCCUGGCCACGCGACUAUCUCUGCAGACCCCGGCACCCAGCGUGCCCAUGACCAAGGCGGACUCUAGGCGUUCCAGUCAGCGGCUGAGUGGCUUCGAGAAUGCCGGCUAUCAGCUGUGCGAUGAAACGGCCAAGCUGCCCCUGGGCCCCGGCUUGGGGAUGGGACUGAGCAACCAGUGCGGCAGUGGCAGCCAGGCCUAUGGCUCCCAGAACGAGUUCAAUGCCAGCAUGUUUGCCCCGGCCUUGGCCCAACAGUUCAACAACGCCGCCCAGGUGCAGCGUGCGGCUGGAGGAGGUGGAGGAGGACCUCCGGGACAUCGCGCCCAGUCUCUGAUGGACUUGCGCUGCACCUUGCCGGGAAUGUACAAUCCCCGCCACGUCCUGGACACAGAGGACAAGAAUGCCAAGUACUUCAACAUAACCAUCGACGACCUUAAGAACAAUCUGCAGGACUCGCAUCGGCCGUCGCCACCCUCACUCAUCGGCUCCACCAGCAACGAUCCCAUCUACUGCUCCAUCGAGCCCAAGCAGAUGACCCCACCGCCUGCCCAACAGCGUUCGCAGCACGGACAUCGCCCUAGGGGCAGCCACAAGCAGCCGCCGCCCGGCCAGCUGUCGAGGAACUGCAUCUCCCUGGAGAACCUGGAAGGAAUCAACAAGGUGCAUAAUGACCUGAAUGCCUACGGCAACAACCUGCUGCAGAACUACACGCAGCAGCAGCAGUACUACCUGGCCAUGCUGCUCAAUCCCCUCCACCAGCAACAGCAACAGCAGAUGCAGCAACUGCAACAGCACCACCACCAGGCGGCAGGGGGCAUCUACCGCAGGCCGUCCACCUGCAGCUCGAUCGGUGGAUUCACCGGAACGGUGCUCGCCCAGCCGCGGCGCGGCUCCCACCACAGCCAGCAGAUGCAGUACUACGGGGGCUUUGGGUAUGCCAACUAUGCUAAUCCCUACAUCACGGCCAACAGUAAGCUGUCGCUGGGCAACGAGUCCGACGACUACCGCAAGUACCGCGAUGUGGCCCUGUAGGCGGUCCAGAUCCAGUCCAGUCCAGUCAGCGCUUAGAUUAAACUUAUAUUAUAUGUAUAUUGUAGGACAUGCUCGAAUUAGAAUGAGAUUCCUCGGAAUAACGACCAAAGAGCCACAAACUAACUCAGUUUCCGUUCGCAAACCAACACGUGAGGAGGAAGCGACAAACUCCAGAAACUUGUUGAAAUCAUCGACUAACUAACUAGCAACAUCAACUAGAUGUACCCUAAGUUUAGACGUAAGCAUCGACAGCGAACAUUCAUCGUUUAAUAUUGUAGCUAGGAAUACGAAUACGAAUACGAAUAACAAUACUCGAUUACUCGAACUGAUCGGCAGUCCCAACCAUUCACAGACAGAUCGAAAACUGUACAUAUUUGUAAUUAAAAGCAAUCAUGUUUCA